GACGGAAAAGAAAUGUUUAAAAACGCAUAUUACGCCAUAGGAAAUCCCCAACCUCGGCCUGAUCUACAGCUUUCUACAUCAUUACCGUCAAAAGCAUUGGACUUCAAUAAGUUUACAUCAAAGCGGGCAUCAAAUCAUGUGGAAGAAGGUCAAGGGUCCGCUUCUACACUCCUGCCUUUGAUUAACAAUAUGGAUGUGUGCCAGUAUGUAAAAGACAACGUACGCAACCGCAGUCGUUUCAUGCCGUACAGUAGCAAUCGGGCAUGCUUGGCUGCGGGCAAUAAUUCACAUCCCCAGCAACUGCAGGCUGCUAAGACAAGUUCCCAAGCAUACAAGUCUUAUGAGUCGACCCAGCAGAGAAAAAGCAACUGUUCCAUGCCUCAGACCAUGUUUUCUUCAGUAGAUAUAGGCAAGAACUUCCAAAGCUCUUUUGCCAUUAGUAUCGCCGAUAAUAGGUGCUCAGUGGAGGAAUAUGCUUUUAAAAACACUGUUAUCAGCACUAUUGCACCCAAUGUGGUAUUCCAUUUCUCCAGGCCCACUACAACCGUAGCCAUCAAAAGGGUAAAUUGCGUUGCAGGCGGAAAUAAUGAAGGGCACAUUUUUUCCAAAGUGAAGGAGGACAGAGAUACAGUAACAUUGCAGAUUACCAAUCUGGACUACUCGUUGGAUGAGUCAAGUCUUCGCAGCUUUCUAAUGAAUCAGCUCAAGCCAAUUACGCCUGUUGUUUCACUCGUUUUUGAGGGAAACUCCUAUGCCAAAGUGACUGUACCGGAUCUUUAUUUUGCCAAACAGGUCGUCUCUAACUUGCACCGAAAAAAGGUUGGACAUAAGCGCAUGCUGGUCAGUUAUACUCGAGACUCUUCGCUGACUGAGAUUAAAACACUACGCUGCCAAGUCGCGGGACUGCUUAAGGAUGUGCCGUACAAUACUCUACCCAUAUAUAAGUUUAGAGAGCUCUUCCAGUCGCGCUUUAAAACAUCAAUAAGUGUUUUAGAUUUGUACAAAAUGCAGGACAUAUGUACCAUCAGCUCGGCCAACAAUGAGGAAAAGUAUAUUAGCCUUCAUUUGGAACUAGUAAAUACCCUUGAGAGUUCGCCAUUGAUAGAGGGACUGCAACACAGCGUUCCUUACUGUAGUAUUCAUUUUAAAAGGGGACAGCACAUGGGGUGGGCUGAGCAGGAAAUUGAUCCCUUGCCCAAUGUCUAUAUGACUAUUUCGGAGAUUCAAAAAGUAGUCUAUCCGCUGCUUAAGAUACAUACGGGGGACAUUCCAGUGGCUACCCUUGCCCACUGUAUUGAAACACAGCUAAAGGUGCCAAUCGAGGCGAACGAAGGUGGCGUCAACUUGGAACAUUUGGUCUGCUGUGUACAGGGAGUUCAUAUUAAAGUUAACAACUUCGGCAUAAAAAUUCUCGCAUGGUUAGAAGCGAACCAGGAAAUUGAAUCUGCUGAAUCUAUAAAAAGCUUUUGUUUAAACUACACUACCAGUGAACGGGCAUGCUACUUCAAAAACUCUGUAGCUGAUCCGCUUUUUCAAAUAUCCCGCGAAGUUAUUGAGCUAGUAAAAAUGUCACCAAAAUCGACUAUAAAGUUCAACCGCUUUAUUCCAGCCUAUCACAAUCACUUUGGAAAACAAUGCCGAGUGGCAGACUACGGCUAUACAAAGCUAAUCGAGCUCUUUGAUGCCAUGGCUUCUGUGGUGCAGAUUAUGGGAGACGGAGAAAAUCGACAAAUAACUUUGACCCACCGGACACAAAUACGUAGGUUCACCUCAGACUUAUUACGGAUUCUUCGUGCACAUGGUAAAAAUUGUCUGUUACUCUCUCAACUGCCAAGAGUAUUUGCUCAGACUCAAAGUCGAAAUUUUGACGUUACGGACUAUGGAGUGUGCGACAUUGAAGACAUUCUAAAUGAACUAGUCAACUCCAACGUAGUGUCUCUUAACCGUGUUCAUAACGAUAAAGAUAUUCUUAUAUCAUUAAUAAAACGUAAACAGACUAUCAGUGAAUUGGAGAAAACAUGUGUGUUCGCAGGAGAAAUGGUGGAGCUUUUGCAAAACGCCCUACAGUACACUAUUCCGUUUCAGAAGUUCAUACGAUCCUACCAUUACCACUUUUCCUACCAAUGUCGGCUUAGUGACUAUGGUUUCCUUAAAUUAGCGGAUCUUUUGGAUGCAAUUAACGGCUUAGUCGAGAUAGAGUUGAUAAGCGAUGAGGACAAAAGAAUAGUACUGUCGCCAAUGGUGGCAAGGAGAGUUUUUGCCGAGCAAUGUGAGGACCUUGUACGCAACGCCACUGGAAGCGGAACACGCUGUAUGAAGCUUAAUGAAGUGCUAACUCUCCACAAAGUAAAGUACGGCUACCAGAUCCAACCGAAAACACUGGGUGUCACGGAUAUGGCUAAAGGAUUUGAGUUGUUGCCCUACGUUGAGCUUAAAAAAAAAUAUCAGACCACUUGGGUCAUAUGUCACAAUAACGACAUUGAGUUUCGUCUUCUAUGCUACAGGGCAUGCAAUCAUCUCAUUCAAUGGGAGAAAGACGAUAUAAAAUAUUCUCAGAUGCUAGAAAGUUUCCAAAAAAAUAAGUUUUUAAGCGAAUUCAAUGCUAAACACAAGGACCAGCUUACAGAUUCGGCUCUUUUAGCCAUGCGACAUGCAAUAGAAAUUUAUUUUGACGCCGGUGAGCAGUGCAUCCGUCUUACCAGUUUUAUGAGAUUCUUAAUUAAGAUUGUGCAUAUGCUAGAACUGCGGCCCAGCAUGCAACUGUAUGAAAUCAAGAACGGAUUAGAAAGUGGCCUCACCGCCACCUUUGAAUUUGGAUUCCCCAAUCUGUAUUCGGUGAUUGUAGCUCACGAGGAACUAUUUACGGUUAAGAUUGGAUCAACCCAGGAAAGAAGCCUGGUUUCUCUUAAUAAUAAGUGCGAAUUGCGCCAGUGUUCCGAAAUUGUUCAACAACCCAUUUUGAGUGGACGAAAGCAACCAUUUUCUAAACAUAGAGCCCAACGCAACUUUAAUGCUCACUUAAGCGAUGCCAAUAGUGUACUUACAACUCAUCCCCAAAAGUAUCGUGCGAUCGCCGAUAACUAUUCAAAUGAAGUUAGCUUUGUGUCCAAUUAUCAAACAGAGAAAAAAAUGUUUACGACCUACAAGGAACAAUUCCUCAACUCACCAUUGCCUAAUACUUUUGACUCAGCUCAUAGAAAUAAAAGUAUAAGCAACCGUGACUAUGGCAAAGUAAGCUCGAUUAAUGCGCCGCGUCUUUUUCUUGACGGUUCAUUAAAUUCGUCCGGCGAGGGGAACACCAGUCUUUCAGCAAGGAAUUUGACUAAUAUAUCUCUGAGCACAGACAUCAGGCAGGCAACAUCAUGUGAACAGUCAUCCAAGCUUUGGAGUAGACGGCAAACUAUCGUAUAUAAACUUAAUCAUACCGAGUCUCCAAACUUGGAUAGUCGAAUUAAAGGUCAUUUGAAUAGCUGCAUCAUACUACCAAUAGGAUCAGUUUAUGGGCAACCAAACCCAAAUUCGCCAACAAUAGAGAAAUUACCAUUUUGGAUUGACCCUAUCUGGAGUGAGCGAACGGAAAAGCACAUUCCAGAUCUUGAAAAUUUUCAAAAGUUGCUUUCUCCCUAUACCAUUUCUAAAAAUGAAAACUUAAAGCGGCAGUUUUUCGAUUUUGAUAAUCACGAUCGUAAAAUAUCUUAAUUCUUUUAAUAGCACGUGAAAAGCCUUGUGUGGAGAAUUCCCAUAUUCGUUUACCCUUUUUUUUAAAUUUCUAGAAAAUGCUUCGAUAUUUAAAGAUUGUUUGAAAAUAAGU
Molecule: messenger RNA, 3811 nt
Organism: Drosophila eugracilis
Lineage: Eukaryota; Metazoa; Arthropoda; Insecta; Diptera; Drosophilidae
Gene: Marf1
Product: meiosis regulator and mRNA stability factor 1
Exons: 6
Coding region: 13-3699 (1228 amino acids)
Molecular function (GO): nucleic acid binding
Source: RefSeq, a predicted model, not a curated record